AUGACGACGUUUGAAAUUAUUGGCGAUCUUACCUUCGGAGAGCCGUUCGGCUGUUUAGGAAAAGAAAAUGACGAAUCAUGGUACAAGUUGAACUACGCAACAUUCAGAAUGGCCGCCUUAGAGCAGGCUACCCGUCGCUUAGCUAAAGCUAACUCAUGGGGGCAACGGUUCUUGAUGGCAUUAAUCCCCUAUUCAUGGAGACAGCUACGAUAUGACCAUUUGGCUUACAGUCGCGACAGGGUACUGCGACGUCUGGAAAAUGAGGAGCCUAAACGAGCAGACUUCAUCGGCUAUACUCUUAAGCAUCGAAACCAAUUUAAGUUAAACGAUGCUGAGAUCAUCGUGAACGGGGCCACUUUUAUUGCAGCUGGAAGCGAGACCCUAUCCAAUCUUCUUUCUGGCCUAGUCGCACAGUUGCUUUACAACCCAGAAAAAUACGAAAAGCUGCGCCACGAGAUCCGUUCAUCCUUCAGUAAGUCUGAGUGGAUCAAUCACGACCAAGCCAUUAAACUCCCUUAUUUGAACGCUUGCAUAGAAGAGGCUCUUCGAUUAAAACCUCCAGUUGGCGAGGGUCUUCUACGACGUGUACCUGAAGAGGGAGCCGUGAUCGAUGGACAUUGGAUCCCAGGAGGCACAUCAGUCUCAGUUGACCCAUGGGCCGCGUCACAUAAUGAAAGCAACUUCCGGGACUGUGAUGACUUUGUCCCCGAGCGAUGGUUAGCAGACAAAGAACAAUACUUUGCAGGUGAUAAGAGAAAUGCCACGCAGCCUUUCUCGCUUGGGCCUCAAGGGUGUCUCGGAAAACAGCUGGCCUACAUGGAGAUGAGGCUAGUUAUGUGCUAUUUAAUUUGGAACUUCGACAUCCAGAGCACGGAUGGAGCAUGGCAAUGGGACCCCGCUGGGCAGAUGAAGAAUCUCAGGAUUUAUGUCGUGUGGGAAAAGCCACCAUUGAAUGUGAGGCUGAAGUCAGUCACUGUAUAA
Penicillium mononematosum is the source of this 981-nucleotide messenger RNA. Its product is annotated as cytochrome P450. The record is from RefSeq and is a predicted model, not a curated record. The transcript has a single exon. NCBI's taxonomy places the organism in Eukaryota, Fungi, Ascomycota, Eurotiomycetes, Eurotiales, Aspergillaceae. Bases 1 to 981 code for a protein of 326 amino acids. Gene Ontology annotation, molecular function: iron ion binding; oxidoreductase activity, acting on paired donors, with incorporation or reduction of molecular oxygen; monooxygenase activity.